Harpegnathos saltator (Jerdon's jumping ant) is the source of this 2168-nucleotide messenger RNA. It is a transcript of the gene peng, whose product is annotated as Pumilio and CPL domain-containing protein penguin. Lineage: Eukaryota; Metazoa; Arthropoda; Insecta; Hymenoptera; Formicidae. Gene Ontology annotation, cellular component: nucleolus. Gene Ontology annotation, biological process: regulation of translation. The record is from RefSeq and is a predicted model, not a curated record. The transcript has 4 exons. Gene Ontology annotation, molecular function: mRNA binding. Bases 135 to 2129 code for a protein of 664 amino acids.
AACACGUGGGUUUAUGAAUUAGGAUUCAUUGUAAUAAGUGGUAGUAUGUAUGUAUAAUUCACGUGCGGAAAAGGCGUAAGGAUUCUCAAUUUUAACUUUUCUUAGAAUAAGAAUAUUCAAAGAUCCAUUCAGGGAUGAAGCAAGAAGUAAAGAAAUUAAAUUCUGAAAAUGAUACUGCUAUAAAACGUAACAUUGAGGAAGCAACAAAUAGUGGGAAGAAGAAGAAGAAGAAAGUGAAAUGUGAAAUAUCCCAAAAUAAAAAACCUAUAGAUCAAAAUGUAAAGAAACCUGCGAUUAAGAAAGGUUUAGAAAAAAAGAAUUCACAAGCAGCAAAGCAUAAAAUGUCAAAUUCUGCAGAUGGUGGAAAGAAGAAGAAAGUAACAUUUGAGAUUCCCUUAAACAAGAACACUACAGGUCAAAGUGUAAAGAAGCCUCCUGCAAUGAAGAAAGAUUCAAAGAAAAAAGAUUCAAAAGCAGCAAAAUAUAAGAUCACAAGUGAGAAAACAGACUGGCUCAAACUGAAAAAGGAAAAGAAAGAGCUUAAGAAGACACGUAAAGUGAAGAAAUUAAAUGAUGAUAAAUUAUAUAAUUUGAUCCUUCAAGCUAAGCAGAUCAAUGAGAAGUUACGUAGAUCUGAUUGCACUCAAGAAGAUCGUAAAAAGUUGACACAAACUUUACAUAAUCGAUUGGAAGGUCUUUACAGUAAAAUAAUAUUCACACACGACAUGUCGAGAAUAAUUCAAUGUCUGAUCAAGCAUUGCGAAGCUGAUGUUCGGGAAGCUAUAUUUUGUGAGAUAAAAUCGUCCAUUUUAGAAAUGUCACAGGCGAAAUAUGCUAAGAACUGCGUGAGAGCUAUUUUAAAGUAUGGUUCGCAAAAAAUCAGAAACGAAAUUGCGACUACGUUUUACGGCAGUGUCGUCAAGUUAAUGAGUCACACUGUAUCAGCCCCCCUUAUCGAGCUCGUGUAUUCUUCUUGGUGCAAGGAUCACGACAAGAUAUAUUUUAAGCAAGAGUUCUACGGCGACAUGUACAAACAGGCGAAAGACAAGUCUGUUAAAACAUUGUCGGACGUAUUUGAGGCUGCGACGAAUAUGAAACCGGCUACAUUGUCCGCUGUGAAAACAAAUCUAGUUAGAAUCUUAAAUAAAGGUCUCAUUAAUUCGACUCUAUUGCACACAAUCCUGUGGGAAUUUUUCUGUGUGUGUUCGGUAGAGGAUAGGAGCGAGUUGAUCGUUAUGUUGCGUGAUUCGAUUGUAGCACUGGCCCAGACGAAAAUGGGGGCGAAGGUCGCCGUGCAAUGUAUAUGGCAUGGCAAUAACAAAGACAGAAAGAUUAUUCUGAAAGCCUUCAAAGAGAAUGUAAAAUCAGUUAGCACGUCUGAACACGGUUACAUGACAUUUUUGGCACUCUUCGAUUCCAUGGAUGAUACAGUUAUGAUAAAAAAGAUAAUACUGACUGAAUUGCAAAAGGACUUGACCGAUAUCGCACUGAAUGAGUACGGAAGACGCGUUAUAUUGUAUCUCGUGGCUAGGAGGGACUCUCAUUACUUCCCGCCAAAUGUCGUGGAAUACUUGCGCCAGGGAGAUAACAAUUCUACAAGUAAGAAGCCAGUCGACGUCCGGGAAAAGGAGCUCCUUGAGGCGAUCAAAGAUUCGCUUCUCACGGCCAUAACAAUAGACGCAGCAACGUGGUUAUCCAACAGUGCCAUAGCUAUGGUUACCUUGGCAAUAUUGAAAGUGGGAUCCGGGGAAAAAUUACCCGCCGCGUUCGAAUCGAUCGCGAAGUUUAUCAGCAAGGUAGAUUUAAAGAUCGAGCAUGGUGAUGCCGAAUGUAGCGCGGUCGAGCAUCCAGGUUUACAUAUGAUGUUGAAAAAGCUUAUUCAGAAUGAUAAAGAGUUACUGAAGAUGAAUGAAUCUACGUUUGGAGAGAUACUGACAUCGCAUUUAACGGCGGAAGUUUUAAAAAAAUGGAUAAAAUUUAACAGAGCCUGUUUCCUAUUAGUCCUCCUCACAGAAAACGAAUCUGAGAAGAUGAUAUCCAUGUUGGUUACCAAAUUAAAACCUCUAGUGCAGAGACUUAAAUUAGAAAAGAGUUCUGGAGCAUCGAUAUUAUUGAAAAAAAUAAUUUAAUUUUAAGUCUUAUAGCGUUAAAAAUAAAAAUGUUUGGAA